Molecule: messenger RNA, 1237 nt
Organism: Lecanosticta acicola
Lineage: Eukaryota; Fungi; Ascomycota; Dothideomycetes; Mycosphaerellales; Mycosphaerellaceae
Source: the annotation of a GenBank genome assembly
AUGUCCAAAUAUCAGCUCAAAUGGGGCAUUCUGGCCACGGGUGGUAUCGCCGAGACCUUUGCACGCGACCUGUGGCCCAAUCCUGAGGUCAGAGGCGUCAAGGACAUUGAGCACGUCGUCGUGGCAGCAGCAUCUUCCUCCUCAGCAGACCGAGCCAAGUCAUUCCUCCAAGAAGUCCGAGCACCAGAGUCUGCGAAACCAUAUGGCUCGUACAAGGAGCUUGUGGCAGACCCAAACGUCGACAUCAUCUAUGUGGCCACUCCACACUCACAUCAUUACCAGAAUGUCAUGCUCUGUCUUGAGGCCGGCAAAAAUGUGUUGUGCGAGAAGGCAUUCACCACCAAUGCGGCUCAGACGGAGGCAUUGAUCAAGAAGGCCAAGGAGAAGAAUGUCUUUCUCAUGGAGGCUGUGAGUACUUUCUACUUUGCACCAUUGAGAGCAAUGCUGACGGUCACUCCAGGUGUGGACCCGAUACUUUCCUCUCUCCAUCUACGUACGUGAUCUCAUCACUUCUGGGAAGAUUGGCACGGUACACCGCUGCACGGCGGACAACAGCAUGGCAUUGGCACCAGAGGAGAGCUUCCCCGAUGACAAGUCUCGAAUGGUCAACAUGGAUCUAGCAGGCGGCGCUCUUCUCGAUCUGGGCAUCUACUCACUGACCUGGGUCUUCCAGACCCUAUACCAUACCCAGAAGAACCCCAAAGCACCCAGCGUGAUGAGCUCUCUCAACCAGUACCGAACAGGUGCAGACGAGCUCACCUCCAUGCUCCUGACUUUCCCACGCGACGGUCUUCCACCCGCCCACGGCAUCGCGACAACCUCCCUUCGUGUGGCUUCCGACCCCGACAAGAAGGGCUCCGCCGGUCCAUGCAUACGCAUCUCCGGCUCCGACGGCGAAAUCCAAGUCUUCCCUCCCGCCUAUCGCCCUACCAAAACGAAGCUCAUCCUCAACGACGGCACAGUCGAAGAGAAAGACUGGUCGCAGCCUGGUCCCAGUAAGAGCACGGGCUGGAAGAAUGGUUUCGGCGCUGACUGGAACCCCGUAGGAGAAGGACAUGGAAUGUUCUGGGAGGCCGAUGAAUGUGCCUAUGCUCUGCGGGAAGGCCGCAAAGAAGGUCGAUAUGAGAGUUUGGAAGAGUCGCUGGUGAUUAUGAAGGUCAUGGAUGAAGUGAGAAAACAGAACGGAAUGGUAUAUCCAGAGAAGAUUGAAACGACGAAAUAUCCGGUCGAUUUGUAA